This is a messenger RNA of Paraphaeosphaeria sporulosa, 1390 nucleotides long. RefSeq lists its product as uncharacterized. Lineage: Eukaryota; Fungi; Ascomycota; Dothideomycetes; Pleosporales; Didymosphaeriaceae. Bases 245 to 1303 code for a protein of 352 amino acids. The transcript is spliced from 2 exons. The record is from RefSeq and is a predicted model, not a curated record.
CGGCUCGUGGGAAGCUCUCCCUCCUGCAUGCGGCGGAACUAGCCUUGGCGCCUGACCCCCGCGAACUGCGCACCUGUGUUGGUAUAUCAUUCUUCUUCCCGGUGCGCCCGCUUCACUGCGCGGCCAGCAGUUUUGGUUUUCGGUUGGCUCGUUUGAAACAUCUGUCUUCUUGACGUCAGGCCCCGAUCGUCGUUUCACAGGCGGCACUGGGCUAGCAGCAAGCGAGUGACAAGCAGCCUGAGAAAUGGCGACAAUGGCCCCCUCCACACAGCCUUUGCCUGUCCGGCGCAAACCCAUUGCAAAUCCUGGCAUCUCGGUGCGGCCACCGGUCCCCCCUUUCGACGCACAAUCAGGACACUCGCGCACGCGCACCACGUCCUCAGGCGUGUUUCCCGUUGCUCCGUCGCCGACCGCCAGCACCAUGAACUCGCAGCAGUACCCGCAGCAGAUGUACUCGGGAGGCCUCCGCCGGACACCCACCUCCUCGACCUCUUCCACGACCGGCACGCCCGGCCGCACAAAUAGCGGGGCACUCCGCCGCUCCUCGUCGACGCGCUCCGGCAACUCGCCGUCCAGCUAUGUGGCUCUGAUGCGCAAGCAAAAAGCCACGGUCUGGUGCGACCGAGCGCAGUACGACGACCCGCGCGUGGUUGCGCAGCAGCGCCAGGCAAAGAUGCGCGCCGUUAUGGAGGUCGCUGGUGGGGGUCACCACGCAUCCCUCCGCAAUUCCUCAGGCAGCUCAGGCGUCGCCGCUGGAGUGCGCUCCAAGGUUCGUCACCACGGCGUACCCAAGGCCUCGCUCUACGCGCCCAUUGCUACGACUGGCUCUGGGGUCCCCAUGCGCUUGAGUGCAUCCGAAGUAGAUGAGGGUGACAGCGAGGACAACAACUCGAUAGGACAGGGCGCAGGGCCCUACCACCACCGCACUGGCUCCGGCCGCAGCUCUCUCGGCUCCGGUCGCCGCGUUGGCUAUGCCAGCGGACGCAUAUCGUCAAACUCGACCCCGCCAAACGGGCAGAAUUCUUCGCCUGGCGAGAUGGCAGACCUUCCCGAGGAAGAAACGCCAGUGCCCAACUACGGCCAGAACGACUACUUUGAGCAUACUAAGACGGGUCUAAGCGGGGGCAGUGGGAGCAGCGAAGAGAGAAAUUUUGGCAGCGUUGGCCAGAUGCCACAAGGAUUGCCCAAGGCAGACCCUGAAAAGAACACUUCCGAUCUCCAUCGGAGAGGCAGUGUGGACGAGCGCACUACGACCAUGAGCGGCACCAGGCUUUUUAUUGCUAAUCCUGACCUGAGCGAUUAGACUUGGCUUUGUCAAACUUAAUGAUACCCAUCGGGAACGUAGGACUGGGGAUAUAGUGAGGGGGUGUGCUGGGUCAUGUAUGAACAU